Sebastes umbrosus (honeycomb rockfish) is the source of this 5552-nucleotide messenger RNA. RefSeq names its product actin related protein 2a (gene actr2a). Bases 73 to 1257 code for a protein of 394 amino acids. The transcript is spliced from 9 exons. Gene Ontology annotation, cellular component: Arp2/3 protein complex; actin cortical patch. Gene Ontology annotation, biological process: Arp2/3 complex-mediated actin nucleation. Lineage: Eukaryota; Metazoa; Chordata; Actinopteri; Perciformes; Sebastidae. Gene Ontology annotation, molecular function: actin filament binding. The record is from RefSeq and is a predicted model, not a curated record.
UCCGGUGGUUGGUUAGCUUGACGUCAGAGUGCAGGCAGUUGGCUGCUGCUGCUGGAUUUAGGAGACAAAAAAAUGGACAGUCAAGGAAGAAAAGUCGUGGUUUGUGACAAUGGAACCGGGUUUGUCAAGUGCGGCUAUGCAGGCUCCAACUUCCCUGAACACAUUUUCCCAGCGCUGGUUGGCCGGCCAAUCAUCCGCUCCACAGCUAAAGUUGGCAACAUUGAAAUCAAGGACCUGAUGGUGGGGGAUGAGGCCAGCGAGCUGCGCUCCAUGUUGGAGGUGAACUACCCCAUGGAGAACGGCAUCGUCAGGAACUGGGACGACAUGAAGCACCUGUGGGACUACACCUUCGGCCCAGAGAAACUCAACAUCGACUCGAGCGACUGCAAGAUCCUACUGACCGAGCCGCCUAUGAACCCCACCAAGAACAGAGAAAAGAUUAUAGAGGUGAUGUUUGAAACGUACCAGUUCAGAGGAGUUUAUAUCGCUAUCCAGGCCGUCCUCACUCUCUACGCUCAAGGACUGCUGACUGGAGUUGUGGUCGACUCUGGUGACGGCGUCACUCACAUCUGUCCGGUGUACGAAGGCUUCUCGCUGCCUCACCUGACCCGACGUCUUGACAUCGCAGGGAGGGACAUAACACGCUACCUCAUCAAGCUGCUACUGCUGCGAGGUUACGCCUUCAACCAUUCGGCGGACUUUGAGACGGUGAGGAUGAUGAAGGAGAAGCUGUGCUACGUCGGUUAUAACAUCGAGCAGGAACAGAAGCUGGCGCUGGAGACAACGGUGCUGGUCGAGUCGUACACGCUCCCGGACGGCAGGUUGAUCAAGGUGGGAGGUGAGAGGUUCGAAGCCCCCGAGGCUCUGUUUCAACCUCACCUCAUCAACGUGGAGGGGGUGGGUGUGGCCGAGCUGCUCUUCAACACCAUCCAUGCCGCAGAUAUCGAUACCAGGUCUGAGUUCUACAAACACAUCGUCCUGUCUGGAGGCUCCACCAUGUAUCCCGGCCUGCCGUCCCGCCUGGAGCGCGAACUUAAGCAGCUGUACCUGGAGCGAGUGCUGAAGGGAGACGUAGACAAGCUAUCGAAAUUCAAGAUCCGGAUAGAGGACCCCCCUCGGCGUAAACACAUGGUGUUCCUGGGCGGCGCCGUGCUGGCCGACAUCAUGAAGGACAAGGACAACUUCUGGAUGACGCGUGAGGAGUACCAGGAGAAAGGGACGCGAGUGCUGGAGAAGCUCGGAGUCACCGUCAGAUAAAACACAAACAAACAAACAAACAAACAAAAACACUUCCCACUCCCCCCCACCCCAACGUCCCUCCAUCUACCCCCCUCAGCUGAUAAACAUGCAACGCUUACCUUGAUGUGUCUGGAUGGUCACACUGUGUCAUCGAUUCACGCUCAUUUUGAAAAGCAAAGAGGGAAGGAUGGAAGGACAGAGGAAGGGAAAGAGGGAUGAAGGAUUUGGGGUAAGAAGUUUCAUGGCGAGGGCAGGGAGUUACCAGAGUUCUUGAAUAUUUACCCACGACAGAGUUAUGUUUUGAGAUGCACGAGGUAGUGCCAUUAAGAACUCCAUUAAAUGACUAGUACAACAUUUUAGGAAAUAUUUGCUUUCUUGGCGAGAGUUAGAUGACAAGAAUGAUCCUACUCUCAUAUCUGUCUGUUUAAUAAGAAGCUGUUUAGCUUAGCAUGAAGACUGGAAGAAGGGGGAAACAGCUAGCUACUGACCGUUUAUUCACUGGUAGCAGUGACUUACAGUGUUGUCUUCGCUACAUACAGGCUGCCCUACCGUACUGGUGGAGGCCAUAUGCGGACUGAAAGGAAGACCUACGGACACUAUGCAGGGCUUCACCUUCUGUGUGUUUCUAGGGUAAAUAAUUUAAUCUGUCAAGGAAACUAGAUUUCAGUCGGAGGUGCAUUAACAAUAUCUUGUUUGUUUAAUUGUUGAUAUAACAUGCUUUUAAUCAGUGAGCUUUAGAGGUGCUGGUUGGUGGAUUUUGUUCCCUUCAGACCGAGCCAGGCUAGCUGUUUCCCUCCGUUUCCAGUCUUUAUGCUAAGCUAACUGGCUGCUAACUGUAGCUAUAUAUUUGCUGUACAGAAAUGAGAGUGGUCAUCUUAACGCUUACAAAGAAAACAAAUGAUGUAUUUUCCAAAAUGUGAAACUAUUCCUUUAAAGAUGAAAUCAAUAUCCAUGGCAAUAAGAAUAGAGGCUGUUCAAUGUCAAACUGUCCUGUUUACUUUGAUAAAGUGCAGAUAUUCUAAUUUUUUUUUUUUUUUUUUUAUAGAGCAGCUCAUCUGAGUAUUUUGGGUUGUGUGUCUUUCACACAAGGCCAGAAUGAGCUCCUGGCUGUUUUCAAGUUGAAGACGAUGACGCUAAUAAUAAUAAUAAUUAUUAUUAUUAUUAGUGAUGCGUUUGAGUUCCUUUCCAAAACGAGACCCCUGCCAUGCAAAAAAUGUGCCACCUAAUCUGUCAAAACAGAUGCCGGCAUUAAAAAUAAUGCUCACAGUGUGGAGCAUUACAGAGAUUAGAUAUCAGAACAAACAGAUCAUCACAUACUGUUUCUUUUAACAUACUGAUCAUGAAAUACCCCCCCGCCCCUCCCUCACAUUUCCUGUUUAAUGUUUGGGAUGAGUCACUGUACUGAAGGUGCAGGAGGGCAGGCAGACGUUUUUAACUAAGCACCUCGUUUGUUGCUUGUCAUUUGCUUGCUUCAUGAGCGUGGAGGUUCAUAUCUUCCACAAGAUUUCAUUAUGAAGAUGUGAGAUGAAUACGUGGGAAUCAUCUUAAGGAAACUUGAAGUUCCUCAGUUUUUUAGUUUUCCCGCCUUCUUCCCGAAUCAGUGUUGGAAGGUUUGCUUUGUGCUGGUGAGCACAGUUUUGGGUUUGGAAAAAGGCCGAUUGAAGCUUUUAAUGGGUUUGAUUUGUCUGUGUAUCCAGUUUACCACCAACAAAUCAACUGUCACAGAUCACAGAGGGUUUAUGAGAGAAUGGUUUCCAUUCCUUAACGUCAUUCCUCAGUGUUGAAGGACCGUCAUACUGCAUAUCAACGUCAUACAUCAACAUUUCAGUCACUGAGCAGCUCCUACAAUUUGUUACAGGAAGUUAAAUUAAAGAGGACCUAUUAUGCCUUCCCUUUCCUUUAGUCUGUUAUAUAGUUUUUUGUGCAUUUAAAAGGUCUGUAAAGUUACAAAGCCCAAAGUCCACGCCAAAAGGAGUUACUCUCUGAGAUCCAUUUUACUAAGACUGCGUUCCAAAAUCGUUUAAGUAAUCAAAACAAACGUCAUAUUUGUGACCCAUGCACGAGCAUGUAAAAGCCCCGCAGGGAGCUGCAAAGGUUAGUUUAUUAAUUGAUUGGCAGAAAUGAAUUGGCAACUAUUUAGAUUAUUGAUAUUUUAAGCAUAAAUGUCUAACACUCCCUUGUACCAGCUUCUCAGUUCUGCCUUUCUUUGUCUUUUGAGGUAGUAAACUGAAUAUCUUUGGGUUUUUGGAAGAAACAUUUGAAGAUGUCGCCUUGUGCUUAAGAAAACUGAAUUUUUCACAAUUUUAUAGACCAAACGAUUAUUUGAUUUAUCGAGAAAAUAACCAGCAACCAAGAUUGAUCGAUAAUAAAAAUUAUUGUCAGUUGCAGCGCAGCAAAUUUAUCUUCAAUUUGCGAGCGGCAAAUGUUUUGUGAACAGAAAUCUUGCAUCUUUAAUUUUACAUGAUCUUUAUCGACUGUAAUGGAAGAGGCCUUUUUUUGUAAUGGAAGAGCCGCUCAGUGGGCGAUACAGGACUGUGAUAUGUUAUAUGACGGUCCUGGAUUAUGGCUAGUCAUUUCUCUUGUGCCAAUAAUGCACCAUGCUUUCAAUUCCACUGAGGCUCCAUUUGCUUCUUCUUUUUUAACGUUUUAUGUUCCUGAUCAUUGAUGUGCUUUUUGUUUCAGAGGAGACCAGGUUUCUCUCUUAUAUGCGUGAUUGUGCAGCUGUUUGUUGACCUGUAUCAUUCACAAUGUUCACUGUGGUCACAGUGAAGCUUUCUGUCCUCAACAGCUGAUCUGGGUUCAGUCAUCACUAUCAUUCUGCAAUGUGUGGUGAACAAAUUGACUGGCUGGUCCUGGGUCAGAUGUUGUGGGCAAAAUGAAACAUAUCCUGUUUUAAGAAGGAAUUGUCCAAUAGGAAACAAAUCCCUGUGUUGGUCUGGAAGGAGGAAACGAGGUGUGGGAAGUCGAGUCAAACUGUGUUAGUGGAUGAUGCAAACAUUUCUGGAACCAUAAACAAUCUCAUUGGUUGAGAGAAAUCUCAGUGGGCGGAGCAAAAUAAAACAAAUGUUUUGCCAAGUAACAGAAACUUGAUAAGAAGAGAUAAGAAAGCUAAUAUUAUGACUGUUAGUAUCCUGCCAUACCAUACCAGCCUGUUGGUAGUUAGUUGCCAUGUUGAGAGCUGUGCGGAGGCAAUAAAGUGCUCCCAAUCUCGCAUUUAGCUUUAAGGCCAAUAUUUAUAUUAUAGAAAAAUGUAGUAUUAGUAUAUUGGCUGAUGGACACACCGCAGAGAGCAGCUCUUCUCCAGUAAACCAUGCUUUAUAGACCAAACAUUUUUGGCUAUUUUGCGUUCACCAGGGCGCUUUUUAUCUUGUAUUGCAAGUACUUCUUUCUCCCCUUCAUCAGCCAACACACAGUAUUUGCAGAAACAAGUAUAAUAAAUAAUAAUAAACUUUAUUUAUACAGGAUUUUACAAAAUAAAGUUUUGUUUUACAUGGUUGGACCGGAAUUAAACCAUUUCAGGAAGCAAUGAGGCAAAUAAAAUCAGAUAAUUAAAAUAAUACAAAAAUUAAAUGGAAUAAAAUACCCAAAAAUAAUAUAAUAAUAUUAGUAUUAAUUAUGAUUUUUACCAACUGUAAAUUCACAUAAAUAAUUUAAUGAGAUUAUAUUACAGCCAUCGGUUAUAAGAUUAAGCCUCGGAAAAAAUCAUCUUUCUAAUGUUGAGUGGCUGUAGAUACUACAGUACCCAUGAGCCUCAGCGUCAGUUGCAGUCAGGACCCAAAUGUGUUAAAUUGAGCCCUGAACACAUGCUCUGUACAACCAAUGAGAUAAUUCUGGGAUGUUUGUACAUCUAAAACACGAAAUCUGCACUCUGGAAGUCUUUUCCAUUUGAAUUUGCAUUCCUCUCAUCCUGAAUCUUACGGUUUUCUUUUUCCUCAUCAUGACCACACCUCCCUCUCCUUCUCGGUCUCGGCUGUACUGAAGAUGAAUUUGUGGGUUUGGGGUUGCAGGAGAAGGUGAUUUUGUGUUGGUUACUGAAAUAUUAUUUGUAAUAUUAAUUAGAAUCUGGUGUCAGGAAGUGGAGACCACGUAAAAGCUGGUAUUUGUGGUUUUCCGUCUCGGCUCUUAUGUGUAUAUUGGAGGCACUUGGCUCACAUAUAUAAAUAUAAAUGUAUAAUUUCCUCUUGACAAACACGGUCAUCAAGUGCCAAGUACAGUUAUUCUUGCUGGAUAUUAUUUUUGGUCGUCCUUUUUAUGUUUUGUUUAUAGCAUAACUGCCAACCGCUGAUUUAAAUAAAGCAAAGUGAUUUAUAGAC